Aquila chrysaetos chrysaetos is the source of this 3819-nucleotide messenger RNA. RefSeq names its product cadherin 19 (gene CDH19). NCBI's taxonomy places the organism in Eukaryota, Metazoa, Chordata, Aves, Accipitriformes, Accipitridae. Gene Ontology annotation, molecular function: calcium ion binding; cadherin binding. The record is from RefSeq and is a predicted model, not a curated record. The coding region runs from base 337 to 2274 and encodes 645 amino acids. Gene Ontology annotation, cellular component: catenin complex; adherens junction; plasma membrane. The transcript is spliced from 13 exons. Gene Ontology annotation, biological process: adherens junction organization; homophilic cell-cell adhesion; calcium-dependent cell-cell adhesion.
AGGGCACCCAAAAUAGCAUGCAGUAAGCAGUGUCAUACUGUGAGUUUUCAAAACUAAAAGCAGAAGUGACUUAUACUGGCAGGAAGCUGUAACUCCUAAAGCUUUCCAAGGAUCUGUGAAGUAAAAGAGAACUGCUUACUUCUCUGCAUCAGAUGUUUAAUUCAACUUUUACAAUACCCAUUUCUUUAAACCUAGAAGGCCCUGAGGUUACACAGAGAAAGAUAUUCUUUUGAAGCAUUUCAGAGAAUUUGAUCAGCUUGGAAUUUUUCAACUUUGAAACAGCUCAGAGUUCAACCAUUUCCUCAAGAUUAAAAUUGAUUGAAAGAAGGGUCCAGCAUGAAUUGCUCCGCAUUGCUAUCUCCCAUACUGAUGCUGGUUCAUCUUUGGCCUUGCUCUCCAAGCACGCAGACCCACAGCGCUCAAAAUACAGAUCAGUCUUUCACAGCAGUUCGAAGAGUGAAACGUGGCUGGGUAUGGGAGCCACUUUUUGCAACAGAGGAACAGACCUCUAUGGCGCCUGUGUAUGUUGGACAGCUGAAAUCAGAUUUAGACAAGCAGGAUGGCAACCUAAAAUACAUUUUGACUGGCGAGGGAGCUGGAAGCAUUUUUAUCAUUGAUGAAAAUAACGGCAAAAUUUAUGUGACACAAAAGCUGGAUCGAGAAAAGAAAGCCUUCUACACUCUAAGAGCACAAGCAAUUAACAGGAGCACUCAGCUUCCUGUUGAACCUGAAUCAGAAUUUAUUAUCAAGGUUCGAGAUGUCAAUGAUCAUGAACCACAGUUCUUGGAUGGACCUUAUGUGGCCACUGUUCCAGAGAUGUCACCUGAAGGUACUUCGGUUACACAGGUAACAGCUACAGAUGGCGAUGAUCCUUCUUAUGGGAAUAGUGCCCGUCUGCUUUACAGUCUCAUUCAGGGACAGCCUUAUUUCUCUGUGGAGCCAAAGACAGGGGUCAUCAGAAUGGCUUCCCAAAUGGAUAGAGAAACAAAGGAUCAGUAUUUGGUCAUCAUCCAAGCCAAAGAUAUGGUUGGGCAAACAGGGGCGUUUUCAGCAACAGCCACUGUUACCAUCAACCUCUCCGACAUCAAUGACAAUCCACCUAAAUUUCAACAGCGACUCUACUACAUGAGCGUCUCUGAAGAGGCUCCUGUGGGCACAACUGUAGGCAAAGUCUUCGCAGAAGACAGCGACAUAGGGGAGAAUGCAGCCAUGAACUAUUUCAUUGAAGGAGAUAGUUCAGAUGUUUUUGACAUCAUUACUAACAAUGAGACUCAAGAAGGAAUUAUCUUAUUAAAAAAGAGAGUGGAUUAUGAAAGCAAGAGGAGAUACAGUAUUCGAGCAAAAGUUGUGAACAGGUACAUUGAUGACCGUUUUCUGAAAGAAGGACCAUUUGAAGACAAAACCAUCGUCAAAAUCAAUGUGGAAGAUGCUGAUGAACCUCCCGUUUUCACCUUGGAGAACUAUGUGAUGGAGAUUGCUGAAGGGGCUAUGAGUGGCUCACUGGUGGGCAUUGUAACAGCUAGAGAUCCAGACGAUGAUGACUGCCCAGUCAGGUACUCUAUUGUCCACGGCAUGCAUUUAAAGAGAUUGUUCAGCAUCAAUGAACACAAUGGAACAAUCAUUACAACUAAACCUCUGGACCGAGAGAUAGCUUCUUGGCACAACAUAACUGUUACAGCCACAGAAACAAGAAAUGCCGAAAAAAUUUCAGAAGCAAAUGUGUAUAUCCAAGUUCUCGAUGUUAACGAUCAUGCACCAGAAUUCCCUAAAUAUUAUGAAACAUUUGUUUGUGAAAAUGCAGUUUCUGGCCAGCUAAUUCAAAGCAUCAGUGCAGUGGAUCAAGAUGACUCAGCAGAAGGUCACCAUUUUUACUUCUCAUUGGCUCAGGAGGCCACAAACAACUCACGCUUUACUGUCCAAGAUAAUCAAGAUAACACAGCCGGAAUUUUCACAGCAAAAAGUGGCUUCAGGAGGCAAGAGCAGUUUUCUUUCUACUUACCAAUCUUAAUUCUGGAUAAUGGAACGCCACCGCUGACAAGCACAAAUACUCUCACUAUCACUGUCUGCGACUGUGACACCGAAGUUAACGCCUUCUACUGUCGAUAUGGAGCUUUCAUGUAUGCCAUGGGUCUCAGCACAGAAGCUUUAGUUGCUGUUUUGGCUUGCAUACUAAUACUCCUAGCGAAGUCCAAGGAUUGCACCAGUUCCCCUACUUCCAUCUCCUGGUUUCCAACAGAGAAAACAGGUACAUGCGAUUGGAUUUGUGGUUUCUAGACUUGCCUGCACUCCCAGAGUCACCUAUUUAAAUCUGAGCCUUCGUUGCCCCAGGCAAUCUUCAGUAGUGGCACGGGAAAGCAGCCCCCCUGACUGAAGUCCCUGCCUUAGACCUGGCAGUCAGUGUGAGCUUACAGGAAGGCCAGUGUGCAUUUCAAAUUUUCUGUGAUCAUCGCAGGCUAUCAGAACCUGGUCACUUUGUGGUAUGCACUUAUGGGACUGAGGAUCAGGCAAACUAUAUCACUGCAUUAUCCAGGCCAUCAGUGGAAUUAUUCAUCAAGGUCGUCUCUCCAGAUGGAAUAAACCUUUGGUGUCUCCUGGGCCUAUGCAUAUAACAAAAGUCAAAGCAGGGAUACAGAUAAAUAUAUUAAUGAGAAAGAAAAAGAAACUAAUCUACCACGCUCUUUAAAGACACACAUAUUUUAAAUGCAUUAAAUCUUCAAAUGUAUUUUUGUGAUUAUUUAAAAUGAAAUAAUAAAAGGUUCUAUACGUAAUAUGUUUGGCACAUAUCUGAAACCAAAAGUUUGAUUUUUUUCCAUUUUCCUAUAUCAUCGUGUGCACCAUUAGAAGAGUUCACCAUGCAAAGGGUUUGGAGAGUUGAAACUAUCGGGGGUUUGUAAACAUAUAAUAACAUUGUAGAAAUUCUUGUUUCCAGUGCUUUCAAGUUUGGGGUUGGUAUCUCCCAGUCAAAUGAAAUUGUAUACAGUAAAUAUGUAGAAACAAAGAACUACUUCAGGUCCCUCAUAUCCCCAAGUGAGGUAAAAUCCUGUCAUUGUUGGUAGUUGUAUCAUGUUACGUCCUGAGUAAAAAAUUACAGUCCACAAACUACUUACUUAUUAGAUAGAACUUCAGUAAGAUUUAGUUAAAAACUGAAAUCAUUAAUCUCUGUGAAUGUCAUAGACUAUUUCAAAUAUCAUUCAGCUAAAAAUGAAAUGAGGUAGGAUCAAAAAAUAAUGCUUUAAAAUAAAAUUUUAAAAAGUUUUCAUGUAUGAGAGAAACAAGCUGCUUUGAUUCAUAGGCCUUGCUGGUAAGCACUGCUACAAGAUCACGCAAAAUUUAGUGAUAGUCUCAAUUUCCAAACCAGCAUCACGGAAAUAAUUGAACCACACCCUGCAUAGUCUAUGAAUUGAAUGGUUCAACCAACUGAAGAGGAUAUCUUGCUCAUUGCCUCAUUUUCCAUUUGAUUUUCCUGGGGCUUUUAUCUGAGAGAGACUGAGAGAUUAAGAAUUUAAAUUCUGAAUGUGAAUUUGAUAUAUUAUGUGAUAAACCAAAGCAGUUUCAAAAAGCAUAACUCGUGUUUCCAUCAGUUUCAAACUCCCAUUUACCAAAAGAACUGCUCCAUUUCAUUCACCUAUUUUAUAAGUCCCUUUGUAGCCAUUUUCCCACCACAUGCUAUGCUCAUCUAAAACCCGUAAAAUCCAUAAAAAUUACAGCUCUAUAAAUUUGUUAAGAUAGCUUGACAUUGCACUAGCAUCGAUAUUAAGAAAUGUUACCAUUUUUUUAAGUCUUUCCAAGCACAUUCAAAGUCUGUGGUUCUGUUUAUUU